This is a messenger RNA of Cololabis saira (Pacific saury), 363 nucleotides long. RefSeq names its product tetra-peptide repeat homeobox protein 1-like. The coding region runs from base 39 to 359 and encodes 106 amino acids. The record is from RefSeq and is a predicted model, not a curated record. Lineage: Eukaryota; Metazoa; Chordata; Actinopteri; Beloniformes; Belonidae. The transcript has 2 exons.
GUGUGUGUGUGAGCUGAUGUGGACGUGAAUUCAGCAGAAUGGACCAGUGUGAGGACGGAGAGGACGGAGUCCCUCCCUCUAAAAGAUCUCUGUGUGGCGAACAUGAGAGUCGGAGCAAAGCUCAGAGGAAUCAACCUGGACCUGGGCCUGGACCUGGACCUGGACCUGGACCUGGACCUGGACCUGAACCUGGACCUGGACCUGGACCAGGACCUGGACCUGGACCUGGACCUGGACCUGGACCUGGACCUGGACCUGGACCUGGACCUGGACCCAGCUGUGUGUCCUUGAAGAGCGACAAGUCAAUGGAAUAUGUUAUUACCUUCAAAGGAGACCAAGGUUCUGCUGUAAAGAGGUGAGUGU